Molecule: messenger RNA, 663 nt
Organism: Armigeres subalbatus
Lineage: Eukaryota; Metazoa; Arthropoda; Insecta; Diptera; Culicidae
Exons: 2
Coding region: 1-663 (220 amino acids)
Source: RefSeq, a predicted model, not a curated record
AUGCCAAACGGGGUAGUCCCCGUACAAUCAGUAUUAGCUACGAUCUCUUCGUGCAAUUCGUCGUACGUGUCGUGUGAGCUGAAGCUCUACGUGCUGUCCAAGAUAACGAGAGAGCUCCCUGGUUCGGGAUUGAUUCUUCGGAACACACCGCGUGGAUGGAUUGUUGCCGGAAGUAUUCCAGAAGUCUCUGUGGUCAGUUACAACACGGUAGCCUUUGCUCAUGUGACUACGGAAGAACUACGUGAAGAACUAGGUAGGCUCUGGGAACUGGAAUCAUAUCGCACGAAAAGCUGUCUGUCCAUCGAAGAGUCUGCAUGCGAAGCCAUUUUUGAGGAGACAACUAUCAGAGAUUCAGAUGGUCAUUUCCGAGUAAGGCUACCGAAGAGAAAGAACAUGAUUGAGAAGUUGGGAAAAUCGAAGCUGAUAGCGAAGAAACGAGUCCUAUCAAUAAAGAAACGACUGGACGCCAACACAGAAAUAAAGGUGUUGUACACAGCGUUCAUGUACGAACACUUGCAAAUGGUUCACAUGCAAGAAACCGUAAAAGACAGCGAAGAUGAAGGUUCUGGUCCGGAACAUUAUAUCCCACAUCACGCAGUAGUGAAGCGCGACAGCACGACUAGGGACAAAACUAAGAGUAGUUUUCGAUGCAUUCUGCGCUAA